CUCAAAUAGAACAGUUGCGUUUUGUUUUCUUAAAUAAAUUAAGUUUAAUUAACAGUGAAUUAAGCUAAAGUGAAAAUGACAAUUUUCAAAAUAUUUCAAAUAAUAAUCUUAUCUUUUGUUGGCGCGUCAUUGAUAAAUGGAACGCCCGUCCCUAUUAACCAGACUAAUCCAAUGCAUAUUGAGCAAAUUCGCUACGCCAAGGUAGCAGAAAUGCACAAUUAUAUAAAUACGUCUGCAGAUCCAUGUGAGAAUUUCUAUGAUUUCGCCUGUGGCAAUUGGCAAAAAAUUAAUCCAGCCAACUCUCAAGAGCACAUAACGACGGGUUUCUUUGAAACCAUGAUAAAGGCGUUGGAUCGUAAAAUCGCGAUAAUGCUUAGAAAAGCAGAGGAGUGGGACAAUGACAUUGAUAAGAAAGUGAAGAAUUUUUAUGAGUCAUGCACUCGCCUGGGAGUAUUAAAAAAUAUGUACAAAUCGAAAAUUGAAGAAAUUGCAUCAGAAUUUGGUCAAGUGCCCGCUUUGACUGGAGAUCAGUGGCAAGAAGAUGAAUUUGAUUGGAUAGAGGUUAUAGGUAAAAUAGCCUACAAAUACGGCAGUUCCAUCAUAUUGGGCUAUGACAUUAUGGGCGAUUUUCGUAACAAUUCAGUGAAUAGAAUAUAUGUGGGUCAUCCCGAUUUUCCUUUGGAAUCAAAGUCCAUGUAUGUUAAUGAUGAGAAUGCUGUUUAUCGCCGUAGCUAUCAGAAUCAUAUAUCGGGUGAUUUGCAGCUAUUUUGGGGCUUGAACAAGGAAAAGUCUGAUGUGGUGGCCAAGCAAAUUUUAGAAGUAGAAGUUGCUUUAGCCAGUGGCAUAGCAGAUGAAAAAAUGGGUCUACAACUGGACGAAUUGACCAGCUUAACCACUUUAUCUGAGCUACAAACGAAAUAUAAAUCCCAAUUGGAUUUUGUUAAAUUAUUAAAUAUCUCCCUGGGAACCCUACCAUCUCUAACAGAUCCUCUAUACGAAAUGUUCUCCGAGUAUCAGUUGAAUCUCAUACAAAUAAUAGAAGACACCCCCAAAGAACAUCUGGCCAAUUAUAUUUACUACACCCUGCUCAAAGAGUUCAUGUUGCGCAUGCCCAAAAGGAAGGACGAAUUGGAGUCAAAAUGUAUUUCAACCACCAAGAAAUAUUUUGCCAAAAAUCUCGAUAACAUGGUCUAUCGCAAAUACAAUACAAAUCAAACUGAACAGGAUGUCAAACUUAUGUGGGAUGAGAUAAAGUUUAACUUUAAAAAUUUACUGCAGUCCCAACAACUGGACUGGAUUAGUGAGAAGACACGUAAAUAUGCCGAAGAAAAAUUGGAGGCCAUGAAACUGGAAAUCAAUUCUUAUGCAAAUGAGAAUUUCACCGAAGAAUUUGGUGAAUUGGUAAUGAAUAAACAUGACUAUAUAGAAAAUCUUAAGAAUAUUUUAAUGUUAAAUGCUAAAAAUGGACGAAAAGCCUUAUAUGAACCUCCUAAACCUUUGGAAGCAGGUGAAUUACUGUCCUAUACCCCGGCCAAUAUUAUAGUCGAAAAUCGCAUUAAAGUUCCCGUGUCACUGCUGCAACCCUAUUAUCUAUGGUCUACAUUCUAUCCACAUGCUCUGAAAUUCGGCACCUUGGGCACCCUGAUAUCACAUGAACUAAUCCAUGGUUUCGAUGACACCGGUCGAACAUUCGAUAAGGCAGGCAACAACAUUGAAUGGUGGGAUGACAAAUCAACGGAAGCCUUUAAUGAGCGCAGCAAAUGUUUUGUCAAUCAAUAUAAACAAUACAUCUACGGUGGUAAACCUUUGCCCGAAAUGGCCUCACAAUCGGAAAAUAUUGCCGACAAUGGUGGUUUGCACUUGGCCUACGAAGCCUAUUUGUAUUGGCACGAACAUGCCGUGCGCAACAAUCAACCCAUGUUGUACGAAACUCUGCCACGCCUCAAUUACACCAGCAAACAAUUAUUUUUCAUUAGUUACGCUCAGCUUUGGUGCAGUGAUGCUCAUCCCGCUGUCCGCAGUCUACAGACAGCCAUCGAUUCCCAUGUACCUGGUAAAUUUAGAGUUAUAGGACCGUUAUCGAAUUUCAAAGAAUUCUCAAAAGAAUUCAAUUGUCCAAGUGGCAGUGGCAUGAAUCCCGUUGAUAAAUGUUUUAUAUAUUAGGAAAAAUUAUUAAUGUAUAUUUGUAUUGUUGAUCGAUUUUAAAAGUGUUAAUUGAUUUAUUUUUAUAAUUAAUUUUUUAUAAAUAAAUUUAUUUAAAAAUA
This is a messenger RNA of Calliphora vicina (urban bluebottle blowfly), 2264 nucleotides long. It is a transcript of the gene Nepl21, whose product is annotated as Neprilysin-like 21. NCBI's taxonomy places the organism in Eukaryota, Metazoa, Arthropoda, Insecta, Diptera, Calliphoridae. The transcript has a single exon. The record is from RefSeq and is a predicted model, not a curated record. Gene Ontology annotation, biological process: protein processing. Bases 76 to 2163 code for a protein of 695 amino acids. Gene Ontology annotation, cellular component: plasma membrane. Gene Ontology annotation, molecular function: metalloendopeptidase activity.